AUGGCAAGACUACGGAGUAGGACUGCUACUACGGAGAAGGAUGCUACAGAGAGCUCCAAGGUACCUGUGCCACGCAGAAGGCGCGGGCAACACGAAGACACAGAGGAGCCUGACACAUACGGGCUUGAGGACGAUGAGAAAAGCUCCGGACGGCCGUUUCGUAUACUAGAGAAGCUACCGUGCUCCGCGGAGCCACCACGGUACGAUGUCCUGACGCAUGCUUUGUCCGUCCGGGACUCGGCGGUACUUUAUAACUCGCUACUUGCGUCCAGGCGGACGUGGAUCAAGGCGGAGAUGUUCGAGCUGUACUGGUCCAAACAGUAUAUGAACAUGAAGGAGCGGGAGCGGAUGUUGAAGGAGGGUAUUGAUCCAGAUGACAUCGACCAGUCUGCCGCCCGAGAGAAAAUGCACAAACUGUGCGAUGGGAUCUUGACGGGCGGACCACACACGCUGCCCGUCCGUCUGUUUAUCUUGAAGAAUGACGAAAUCGAGCAGAAGUGGCAGUUUAUGCAAGAGUCACGCAAGAAGGAGAAGGAAGUCAGGCGGAAGCGCGAAGCGGAAGAAAAGGAGCGCCGCAGGGAAGAGCGGAAACGUCUGCAACAGCUGAAGAAAGAACGGAAGUUAAAAGAGGUGGAGCAUACCAAGAAAGAGAAGAUAGAGCGGAAGCGGGAAAACGACACGGAACGAGACCAGCUGCGGAAGGGCAGAAAGGACAACAAGGGACCCAGUGUGUUAAGCCGGAUGGGGACCACUAUCAAGAGUAAAGGUCUGACGACCUUUAGUAAAGCGCAGCAGCAGGAAAUUGACAACCAGAAAAUGAUUGCGAAUCUUAACCUGCUAGCCCAGCGAGAUCCCGCUCUAAACAAACUAAUGAUAGCCGUAGCGAAUGGCCAGGCACCGCCCGCCGACGUGGAGCGAUUCAAAGUAUUUAUAGAGAGGGCGCGUAACAUGGAGCCGCCGCCUAACUGGAAACCACGCCUGUCUUCUCGUCCAGUUAUAAAGCGCACAGAAGAGCCGACAGUGGAACAACAGGAAAGUGCGAGCCAGACUCCCAGUACGCCGCUCCCACGAAAAGCGUCACCCGAAUCAUCGCAGGUAGAUAAUCUUAGCUCACCGCCGCAUGGUAGCGAUCCUAAUUCCUCAUUCACAGAGGCAUCUAUGAGCGAUUCGCGGGGGGAACUCUCUGAAACUAAAAGUGGCGGGAGUCUCGUCCCAGAUAGUACCGGCAGCAGUGGCCAGGCUUUGGACAAAGGCCCUACAGACGCCUCAGGCAGCGCCAAUGAUCUCAGUCGACCCGGUGCGACCUUAUCGUCGACGGAUGGGGCUCCGCCGCUUAAACAGGAGACAAUUCCCGUGCGGGAUAUGGGUGACAAAAAUGCAGACAAGCCACUCGAGGCUCAUGGUGCCAUCUCAGAGAAGGGAACAACUAUCACAAUAAAGGCGGAAGAAGGAACAGCGCCUCGUCAGAAACGGAAGUAUACUAAGAGGAAGAAAGAGGUCGAAGAUGAGGACAAAUCGAUGCAGCUGACAACUUUCCAGCAGAAAUACUUGAAUGGAGCGGACAUUCUAUUUGAAUAUUUGGAGAACUCAAAUAUGAGGUUUCUAUUCCCGAAGGAUGCAAUUCUAGAGCAGUUGGAGAAUGAAGAGAGUUACCUCAUGUCUUGGAUAGUUGUUCACAAUAAAAAAGAGAUUGAGCAGUUCAAGCUGAAAGUGCUCAAAGGCUUGAAUAAAAAUAAACCUAAUGAGGAGGAGACCGAAGUUCAGCCUUGUUUGUUUAACGUAUAUGAGCACCCUAACUGCCCAGAGGUUCUAUACACCCCAAUGACGGUAACUCUUUCCAAUAUACCGAAGAAGUUCACGCCGAUCAUAUUGAAUAGUGUAAAUCCGGCAGAAUCGGUACGUGCAUACAUGUCCACUAUUCUUGCACGUGGUCGUCGUCUGAAUGGCUUUAAUCUAUGGUACCAACUGGAUGCCUAUGAUGACAAAGAUUUAGCUGAAUCUCUGCGGUGUGAGCUCAAGGAGUACGAACAGGGGUUUAAGUCGAAAAGGCAGAAGAAACAGCUAUAG
This is a messenger RNA of Eremothecium gossypii ATCC 10895, 2067 nucleotides long. RefSeq names its product Swc3p (gene SWC3). Lineage: Eukaryota; Fungi; Ascomycota; Saccharomycetes; Saccharomycetales; Saccharomycetaceae. Gene Ontology annotation, cellular component: Swr1 complex. The transcript has a single exon. Gene Ontology annotation, molecular function: ATP-dependent H2AZ histone chaperone activity. The coding region runs from base 1 to 2067 and encodes 688 amino acids. The record is from RefSeq and is marked provisional. Gene Ontology annotation, biological process: chromatin remodeling.